AUGGAUCUCAUCUUUGUGCUGAUUGUCUUCCUGGGCAUGUUCAAGUGCAUGACAAUGCAGCCAGUGGUGGGAGCGGAGCGCACCGUCUGCUACCGCGAGCGCAGCUCAUCGUACUCGCCAGCCGCCUACGCAGUGGCCAGCAGAGUGGUGGAGCUGCCGUACCUUCUGGUGCAGGCCUCGCUCAUGGUAACCAUCACCUACUGGGAGCUGGCAGCAAGUCGGAAGAUGGAAGGGUCAGGCAGCCAGAUGGCUGGCUUUGAACUGGUGGCUUGGAAGUUUUUCUACUUCCUUCUCUUGUACUUCUUCUCACUCACCAUGGUGGACCCAUACUGA
Messenger RNA from Chlorella variabilis, 333 nucleotides. RefSeq lists its product as hypothetical. The transcript is spliced from 4 exons. Lineage: Eukaryota; Viridiplantae; Chlorophyta; Trebouxiophyceae; Chlorellales; Chlorellaceae. The record is from RefSeq and is a predicted model, not a curated record. The coding region runs from base 1 to 333 and encodes 110 amino acids. Gene Ontology annotation, cellular component: membrane. Gene Ontology annotation, molecular function: ABC-type transporter activity.